Manduca sexta (tobacco hornworm) is the source of this 3093-nucleotide messenger RNA. RefSeq names its product leucine-rich repeat-containing protein 15. Bases 425 to 2662 code for a protein of 745 amino acids. The record is from RefSeq and is a predicted model, not a curated record. Gene Ontology annotation, molecular function: protein binding. Gene Ontology annotation, cellular component: plasma membrane. The transcript is spliced from 3 exons. NCBI's taxonomy places the organism in Eukaryota, Metazoa, Arthropoda, Insecta, Lepidoptera, Sphingidae.
ACCCUGACGUAUCGACCACCGAGACUUGUAAAAGUUAAUGCAACUCUUAUUUAAUAAUACCAUGUAUUGCUACCAUCUGCUGUUUGCAAAUUAUCAUCGCACGUUCAUAAUACAUCUUUGUUUAUCUGCAGAUGUAGAGACGAGAUACGUAUUCCAGUGUCAAUGUUUGUAAUUAUCAUUGUAAUAGUUCCGAUUGUUAGAUUUUGCUCUUUAUUACCACUCUAACAAGGGCUACAUCAAACUUCUUGUUUGGGAAUACAAAAUAUUAUUACAGAAUAUAUUUUUAUAUUAACUUGGAAAAUAUGUCGAUUACGCUUUCCUAUGCAAUUUCUGCUGUAUGUGAAUGGAACUUCUAUACAUUACUAUGUAUAUGAAUAGCUGGUAUAAUAUGGACUCGCAGACAGUUUGAAGAUCUCCUUGCAAAAUGAUCGCUAUUACGGCACUGGCGGUAUACCUCGCGACAGGCCUGACUCUCGGCUUCAAUGGAGACAGCUUCGAGCUGGAGUGCCCUGACGAGUGCGACUGCCACUACUUCAGGAUCAAUUGGGUCACCGACUGUUCCGAGAGUAACCUGACUGAAGUUCCCUACGAUGAGCUCAGUCUUAGCGUCUACAUCCUGGAUUUGAAUGAAAACAAUAUAACGAGUUUAAAGCCGUUUCCAAGUGACAUCAAGAUGAGAAGACUUCAGAUUGCUAAUAAUAAACUGACGAGGGUGGAGAGAGAGGCUUUCAAAGGGCUGGAGUAUCUGAUAGAUGUUGAUUUUUCGGGGAAUAAUAUCAGCUACGUGGAUCCCGAGGCUUUCUUAGAUUCCCGCGGUCUUCUAAACGUGGAACUCCAAGAUAAUCCAAUCGGCAACAUCGAAGGUCCGUUCCUGAUCUCCACGACGCUGCAGUACCUCGACAUCAGUAAUUGCAAUCUCACUGUUAUCAAUCCUCAGUUUUUUGAAAAUAUAACCACGCUCACUACCGUAGACCUCUCAAAUAAUCCUCUCAAGACGCUUGAAAGUGGUGUUUUCGAUGUUCUCACAAGUUUAGAAACAUUAAAACUGAACGAUUGCCAGCUCAGCAGUAUAUCGGAAAAUCUCUUUAUAUCCAGUGUGAAUUUAAAGAGUUUGGAAUUAGCUGGCAAUUUCCUAACAAACACAGACUGGUCUGAAGUUUUAGGAAAGUUGACGAGAUUGGAAUAUUUAAAUCUCAGAAAAUCUGGAAUCACUUAUCUCUCUGAGGACACGUUCUCCAAUUGCACGAAUUUAGUCUCGCUUAUUCUGGCAGAUAAUGAGUUACGCGAUUUAGACGUCGCGGCCACGUUAGGUAAUAGCGUCAAUCACUUGGAACUACUUGAUUUAUCUAAUUGUAAAAUACUGGGACCUAUAUCUGGUGAAGCAUUCGCAAAUGCCACCAGACUCAAGAGCCUUUAUCUUUCUGGCAACCCAUUGUUUGCACCAGACCUACGCGACGCACUGGCACCAUUACCAAAGCUGGAGAAGCUGUUCCUCAGUAAUUGUGGACUUCACAACCUUCCAGAUAAUUUCAACGUGUUUGACAAUCUUUUAGAGUUAGACAUAUCACACAAUCCACUUAAUAAUGUAUUCACAAGAUUAUUAGCCCCUCUCGAGAAAUUAGAAUAUUUGAACAUGGGUUACAGUAACUUGUCCUAUAUCGGACCAGACUCAUUCGCAAAGAUGACAUCUAUGAAACGGCUAGUACUCUCUGGCAAUGAUCUUUUAUCACUAGAGGCCGGACUAUUUGGAAAUCUUACACAAUUGACUACAUUGGAAUUGGAAUUUUGUGGACUCAAACGGCCUUUGAAUGCAAACGCCUUCUUUAAAAAUCUCACUUACACGGACUUGAGAGAAAUCAAACUAGGUGGUAACCCGUUAGUGAUCCCACCCGCCGGGCCCGUAUUCCCUAAACAAUUAUCCCAAGUGACAAUACUUGACUUGAGCAAUUGCAACAUAACAUCGUUGAACAUCGAUGCUUUCCAAAAUACUGUUAAUAUUACAGACCUGAAUUUAGCCGGAAACCGUAUCAGGUCCGCUGACGGAAGCCUUGCUUUCUUAGAAAGACUACAACAUUUAGAGAAAAUUAAUUUAAGCAACAAUAAUCUCACAACAAUCGAUCCGCAAGUAUUCGCACAUAAUCCGAAGCUGCAUUCCCUUAAUCUUCUUGGAAAUCCAUUCGUAUGUGACUGCAAAAUUGCAGAGAUGUGGGACUGGGCCAAUAUGAUCAAAGGAGAUUUGGACGUUCUUAUUGGCGCUAAAAGCGCAGAGAAAGAUAUCGUGGUUAAGGGUAACAAGAAGAAGAAACACCUGUAUUGCCACUACAACGAGACACAACUGCGUAACAUGAGCCUAACUCUGAAUAAAACAGUGCCAGGUAGGCGACCGUUCAUGAAACCAAGGGAGCUCACCUACGCCAACAGAACUUGGGCGAAGUACGUCAGGGAAUCGGGCUGUGAACCAGUUGUGAAAAUACUAAGGCCGGUAGCAUUGGUUGCAGAGUUAUUCGACUUUGACAACGGCUUCCAAAUAUCGUCUGGAAUCAUUCUUCUAGCGGUCAUGGCUUUGACCCUCGGCUUAGCAUCUGUUGUCAUGACUAUACGUCUUUUGAAAAGAAAUAAUACGGUAGAACUGGAUACAGAAAUAAAAAGAAAGUCGAGAUAGCAAAUAAAAGAAAAAAAUAAUUAAUAGGUGCCAGUGCUACUAAGUAAAUUACUUCAUUUUAUAUGCUAUAUUUUUAUACAUCUUUUAAUGUAGGUACUAGGUUGGUAAAUAAUGAUUGUCUCUCUAAAUUGAGGAAUAGGUGUUUACAGACACGUUGAGAAGUAAUAUUUAUUAAAAGCACAUAUUUAUAUUUUUACUAGUCAUAUAACAUAGAUUAUAAACUAUAAAUGCGUAGAAGUUCCAUGUUCCAUGAUUACCUUAUUGAACGUCUAAUAUUUGUAAAACAGCUUUGUCUAUACGAUCUUGCUUGUGAUAAAUAUGUAAGAAUUAAAAAGAAAGGUUCGAAAAUAAAAAAGACAUGAUGUCAUUGUGUAGUAGAUGUAAGGUUUCAGCCAGAUGACCUAUUUAAAUAAAAAUUAAAUAUUUUUUUA